Perognathus longimembris pacificus (Pacific pocket mouse) is the source of this 2047-nucleotide messenger RNA. RefSeq names its product interferon induced protein with tetratricopeptide repeats 2 (gene Ifit2). The transcript has 2 exons. The record is from RefSeq and is a predicted model, not a curated record. Bases 157 to 1566 code for a protein of 469 amino acids. Gene Ontology annotation, molecular function: protein binding. Gene Ontology annotation, biological process: defense response to virus. Lineage: Eukaryota; Metazoa; Chordata; Mammalia; Rodentia; Heteromyidae. Gene Ontology annotation, cellular component: cytosol.
GUUUCAGUUUCUGUUUGGUGAAGUCAACUGGCAAGGAGGCUGGAAAAGAAACCAGUAGCUGCUUAUAUAUGACACUCUACCCUUCAUCAGAGGCAGAGGAGAGUGGCAGCCUGAACUGAAACCUCUCUCGAGUGGCUGAGAACUGCUCCAUCAACCAUGAGCAAGGCCACUAAGAAAUCCUUGGAGAGCCGUCUACAUCAACUAAAAUGCCAUUUCACCUGGAACCUAUUAGAGGGAGAAAGUUCCUUGGAUGAGUUUGAGGACAGAGUUUUUAACCAGCAUGAGUUUCAGAAUAGUGAGUUUAAAGCCACAAUGUGCAACAUUUUGGCCUUCAUAAAGCACCACAGAGGCCAAAACGAGGCAGCUCUGGAAUACUUAGGACAAGCUGAAGAGUUCAUCCAGACAGAGCACGCUGCCCAGGCAGAAAUCCGAAGUUUGGUCACAUGGGGAAACUACGCCUGGGUCCAUUACCAUAUGGGCCAACUCUCAGAAGCUCAGACUUAUGUCGACAGGGUAAAAGAGGUCUGCACAAAGUUUUCCUGUCUUUAUAAAAUUGAGAGUCCUGAGCUUGACUGUGAGGAAGGGUGGACACUGCUAAAAUGUCCCCAAAAAAUCGAAAGGGCCAAAGCCUGUUUCCAGAAAGCUCUGGAAAAGAAGGCAAAACACCCAGAAUCCACCUCUGGAUGGGCCAUAGCGAGCUACCGUCUGGAUCGCUACCCACCAGCUCAGUUCCCAGUGCAUGCUCUGAGGCGAGCCAUUGAGUUGAAUCCUGGCAACCAGUACGUUAAAGUCCUCUUAGGUAUCGAACUCCAAAAUAUGAAUGAAGAUGAAGGACAGGAACUUGUUGAAGAAGCCAUAAAGAAAGCCCCAGGUGCCACGGAUGUGUUACUCAGAGCUGCAAAGUUUUAUCAAAGUCAAGGGGCCAUAGACAAAGAAAUAGGGCUACUUAGAAAGGCUUUAGAAUGCAUGCCAAAUAAUGCUUAUUUGCAUUAUCGUAUUGGCUGCUGUUAUAAGUCAGAAGUUCUCCAAAUGAAUACAAGAGAGAAGGCAAUGAAUAGAAAAAGAAGGAAGUUUCUGGAACUUACGGAAAAAGCUAUCCAUCAUUUAAGGAAAGCUGAAGAUCUCAAUGUGAAUUUUGUCCAUGUAGGUAGCUAUCUUGCUAGUAUUUAUGCAAAUGCAGGUCAGUACAAAGAAGCAGACUUUUACUUCCAAAAAGAAUUUAGCAAGGAACUUGCUCCUGUACCUAAACAACUGCUCCAUCUGCGCUAUGGCAAUUUUCAGCUGUAUCAAAUGAAACGUGAAGACAAAGCCAUCCAGCAGUUUAUAGAAGGUGUGAAAAUAAAACAGAAAUCAAAGGCAAAAGAAAAAAUGAAAAGCAAACUGCAAAAACUUGCUCAAACACGUCUUUCCAGAAAUGAAGCUGAUGUAGAAGCUCAGCACGUCUUGGCCUUUCUUCAGGAGUUAGAUGGAGAAGCAGAGCAAAUAGAUGAAGACUCUGAGAUAGUUGCAAACUCUGAAAGCCAUGCUCCUUCCACAUCAUUAGAUGAGAUGGAGAAUGAAGAUUAAGGACCUGAUGCCAUGAGCCACUUCCCAUCCAUAAGACUGGAUGGAAGUUGAAACCUUUCUACCAACUCAUGGUGCACAGUUUUUAACUGGAAUAAUAUAAACGUGUAUGAAGACAUAGGUCAUUUUAGUGGAUCAAUAUUAUGGGAGAAUCUUUUUGCCAGAUGUGAGCAUGUGAAUCGCUGGAUCAUGGGGCUUGCUGGGAGAAGUUCCACUUGGAGCAUUUACCAAGGGCUUAGUGAACAGACUGUUCCCACUUCUGUCUCUCAAAUGAAGUGACAUUCAUUACUCAUCUCUGACGGAAUGAUUGCUUAGACUUAUUUCUAUGUUUAUGUUUGUAUAAACCAGCUAGAUCUUUCACCUCUAUUUCUCCAUUCUUUGUAAUAUUUUUAAUUCAUUACUAGUCAUUCCUGCUUAGCCCUUUAUGCUCCAUGUUAAAAAAUCUGAGGGCCCAAAGCCUAGAUGGUACUUAGUAUAUCAUCAU